Messenger RNA from Lachnellula hyalina, 630 nucleotides. RefSeq names its product Proteasomal ubiquitin receptor ADRM1-like protein (gene Rpn13). Gene Ontology annotation, biological process: ubiquitin-dependent protein catabolic process. The record is from RefSeq and is a predicted model, not a curated record. Lineage: Eukaryota; Fungi; Ascomycota; Leotiomycetes; Helotiales; Lachnaceae. The coding region runs from base 1 to 630 and encodes 209 amino acids. The transcript has 3 exons. Gene Ontology annotation, cellular component: proteasome regulatory particle, lid subcomplex; cytoplasm; nucleus. Gene Ontology annotation, molecular function: proteasome binding; ubiquitin binding; endopeptidase activator activity.
AUGUCUAUUUCACCAAUAAUCACAUUCAAGGCAGGAAAAUGCGAAGUCGACACAAGCAGCAAGCCUUACAAAGUCACCCCAGAUCCCACACCUGGAUACAUCUACCUCUACUCCGAAGAUGAACUGGUCCACUUCUGCUGGCGUGAACGAAGCAAACCCAUCACUGAAGAAGCCGAGCUUAACCUGCUGAUGUUCCCGAUGGAUGGGCAUUUCGAGCCUUACGAAUACAAGACCUCCGAUCAGCCCACAUCCAAGACGAACGGCCGUAUCUUCACGCUCAAGUUCUCUUCUUCCUCCCAAAGACACUUGUUCUGGCUGCAAUCGAAGCCCCAAGCUCGCAAUGGAGAUCCUAGUUGGUUUAGUCCACGGGACUUGAAGAUUGGCCAGAUCGUCGACACAUUACUACAAGGCGAGGAUGUCAAUGUGGAAGGUGAGAUUGCUCAGGUCCGAGACGGCAAUAGUGGAAAUGACGAUGGGGAUGAGACAAUGGAGGAUGCUGAAGGCCACGAGGAUGCAUCGGAACACCAACGCGGGGGCAGUGGCGGUGCUGGACCUGAUGCCACUGGCGGGGAUAUUAGAGAGGAAGGCUCAGGCGCGAGGGAAGGUGGAGCUGAUGGGGGACGAGCGUAG